GAAGUUAUUGUAAUAUAUACACUCUGCUUUCUGCAUAAAUAAAAAGGGCUAUAUGCUCCAAACAAUAAUUAUAUUUCAUCUGACUAUUCGUAGUGAAAGUCUCAGCCUGUUUGUAUCUGUGGAGCAUUUUCUUGAGAAGAUUCAAACGCCAUUGAACGGGAAAUAAGCACGGUGCAGAGGGAAGGAUGGCUUCUCACAACAUGACAUGGAUCAGCUACCCAAGCAAGAACUUGGCUUUCAACUCCCCAGAAGAAAUUGAAGCCUUCAUAGCUUCUCAAAACAUUAUAUCAAGACUUAUGCACUGCUACAUCGCUUUUUUUGUACCAACAGGAUUAAUAGCGGGCGUAUGUAUUUUGAUCAUUCUCAUAAAGAAUUAUGUGCAGCACAAAGUCAUAGAAAACUUAGACUUGCUUCUUGUAGACUUCACCAUCAGCAAUAUUAUAAUGAUUCUUUUAUCAUUUUCUGUUAUCACUAGACCUGACUAUUUAAAAGCAACUCACCUCGCAUGUAACGUACUGUCAUUCUUUUUCAACUUCAGUUAUUUCAAUUCUCAGUAUGUUUUCUUGCUGACACUUCUCAUACUAUUACUGAAGAGAUUUCCACCAAGGACUGCUCUCAGCAAAGCAACUCAAAGACCCAUAUUGUGUGUUGGAUUUGUACUUAUAUAUGCCUUCUGCUUGUCACUGACUGAGGCAGUACUGGUUGGCACGGAUAACUACCACUUGGAAACAGACUGCCAGUUAGAUCCAUUAUUUGCAUGGCCUGAAUAUGAGAUCAUUAAAUUCACCUUUGGAUUUGCGAUCCCAUCAUUUCUUCAGAUACUCUGUUUUACUGUUCUCUUCACAAAAGAAGCACCUGCUGAAGCUCCAGCCUUACAACAGCACAUUCGUACUUAUCCUGCUGCGUAUAUUAUAAGCAUAACGAUAUUUAUAUGCCGUCUCUUUUACAACCUUAUGCUUCUCUUCAGGACAACAUUCAAAUUACAGAAGAGCAUUGGAACUCCAAAGAAUGAGCUUGUGAUGAAUAUUGCAGAAAUAGUGUUGUUCUGUGAGAGCUGUGCUAGUUUGGUAUUUCUACUUUGUUUUCAUAAACCAUGCAAGGAUGAAAUACUUAAAGUCAUCCAGAACUGCCGAAGGAAAAACACUGCCAACAAUCACCUGGAAAUACCAGUAGCAACUACAACCCAUGAAAGUGGGUCUCAGUAACACUUUAUUGUUCUGAGGAACUGUCAAUCCAUUUUACUUUUGAGUUUGUUUGUGGGUUUUGGUUCAUUUUUUCACUUCUUCAAAAAAGGGUAAUAGUUCCUUCUUUAGAAACCAAACUUGGACUGUCUUACAGCUAGCAGUUCUGAAUUAGAAAAAAAAAGAUUCUU
This is a messenger RNA of Melopsittacus undulatus (budgerigar), 1372 nucleotides long. RefSeq lists its product as uncharacterized. NCBI's taxonomy places the organism in Eukaryota, Metazoa, Chordata, Aves, Psittaciformes, Psittaculidae. The record is from RefSeq and is a predicted model, not a curated record. Gene Ontology annotation, cellular component: membrane. Bases 186 to 1205 code for a protein of 339 amino acids. The transcript is spliced from 2 exons.